AUGGCGUCCAAGUCGACUGGUGUCAACGUCCUCCGGUGGUCCGCCCUGGGCCUGGGCGUCUUCUACGGCAUCUACCACCAGCGCAGCAUCACCGCGGCGCAGAGAGCUGCCGCCGAGGCUGCUGAGUACAAGCACAAGGAGGAGUUAAUAGCGAAGGCCAAGGCCGCCUAUGCUAAGCAGAAGGCCGCCCAGCAGCAGCAGCAGCAGGGCACUGCGCCGGUCAAGUCUAGCGGCCUUGACCAAGACCCAAUGUCGCCCGACUUCGACCUCGAGGCCUACUUCGAGGCGCUGAUGCAGCUCAAGGAAUAA
Thermochaetoides thermophila DSM 1495 is the source of this 309-nucleotide messenger RNA. RefSeq lists its product as uncharacterized. Gene Ontology annotation, molecular function: proton transmembrane transporter activity. Lineage: Eukaryota; Fungi; Ascomycota; Sordariomycetes; Sordariales; Chaetomiaceae. The transcript is spliced from 3 exons. Gene Ontology annotation, biological process: proton motive force-driven ATP synthesis. The coding region runs from base 1 to 309 and encodes 102 amino acids. The record is from RefSeq and is a predicted model, not a curated record.